Microdochium trichocladiopsis is the source of this 1497-nucleotide messenger RNA. RefSeq lists its product as uncharacterized. The coding region runs from base 1 to 1497 and encodes 498 amino acids. The transcript is spliced from 5 exons. The record is from RefSeq and is a predicted model, not a curated record. Lineage: Eukaryota; Fungi; Ascomycota; Sordariomycetes; Xylariales; Microdochiaceae.
AUGGGGCUCUUGAUACCGCCAUGGUAUCAGAGCGAGACUCCAAACCGCUCCGAGCUCAACGAUGCCAGCCUCGUGCUCGGGGCGACGAUACCUCUUGCCGUCUUCACUUUUGUCAAAAAUGGGAUGCAGACCCAGUCGAUAUACGAGCGGCGCAAGUCCUUUACGCCCUUUGUCAUCAUGUGCUGGGCCGAAUGGGCCGCAGCCGUCGCCCUGGCGGCAGUGAGCUACCUGUUUCUCACCGGGAUUGUGCCACCCAGCUUCUGGACAUUCUUCACCAUGAGCACAAGUCACCUAACCCCAACUCCCCGUCUCCAAAUCCAGAUGCAGUGCAUCCUGCAAAUUAUCAUCAAUCGCGUCGCCCUCAUCGUCGCCAACCCGACGCAGGUCCGGCGCAUCCGGCUCGUCGUCUUCGCCAUCGCCAGCGCCAUCAACAUAUCUGGCUACCCGAUCUGGAUACCCGCCCGGCUCCAGCUCACGCCGCACUGGGCGGUCAUCAAUUUCUGGUGGGACCGCUCAGAGAAGGUGCUCUACGCGCUCGUCGACAUUGCGCUGAAUGGCUACUUCAUGUACCACGUCCGCACAAAGCUGAUCCAGAUGGGCCUGACCAAAUACAAGAAGCUGCUGUACGCCAACAUUGCGAUGGCGUGCGUGUCGGUGGGGACGGACAUUCUGGUCCUGGGAGCAAUGUCUUUGCGCAGCCAAGUGAUAUACGCCCAGUUCCACCCUCUGCAGUUUCUCGUGAAGCUCCUCAUAGAGCUGUUCAUGGCCGACCUGAUCGCCAAAAUUGUCCGCGAGGACAACCGGAUCAACACGAUAGCCAACGGCUACACCGACACGGGGGGCACGACAGCCGACGAGAUGCAGGCCAUCCUGGCACGGCAGGGCGGGGCAGACUCCUUCUCGCAAGCCCUGGAGAGGUUCGGAAAUACCCAGACUGGGACGAUCGGUGGUGCUGCUGCGGGGGAAUACGACGACGUAGGCACACACCAUCACAUGCAGCGCAAGGCGGCCGUCACUGAAGUCUCAGCCAGCCGGGGUGGCGGUGGUUGCGGAGAUGGUGUGCCGCACAGCCGGCGUAAGCAGCGGAUCGCGAGAAGCCAUCGUGCUGGCGAUGUCGACGGCGGCGAUAUCGCGGACGAGCUCACACACCAGAGCCACGGACAAAGUGGCGGUGCAGCGGACGCCUGCGGACGAGGAGUAGGAAGCGACAGCCUGGAUAUCACGAGCUUCAACGACUUCGGUGCCGACGAGAAAGCCUUGAUAUCAGGAAGCCAUAUUCCCCAGGGCGUCAUCGUGCAAACCACGACAACGGUGGUUACGACGGAACCAGCCGGGCCACCGAGGUCGUGGUGGCUUCCAGAGGACGAGGAGGAGCAAGUUGCGACUACGCGUUCGAUACAAGCUUGCGAGGCUUGCGCAUUCGACAGCGAUGACGAGGAGGAUGAAUCUCGCGCGAUCCAUCACGAGGAUCGGCGAAGCGACUCGGCGCCGCCUUGA